UGGUGCUGCCUAGUUGAUGGAGGCUGAGCAGAGAGGAAGGAGACGAGCCCCUCUGCUUAUGCGUCAGCAUCCCUUCAAAUAGCCGCUGUCACUUCACUGCUGCUGCACGGACGACUGUGAGAAAUUAAAAAUAAUCACAUUCACAUCGAGUGUUGCUAUUUUAAUGUUCCUGACCACAAUCAUGAUAAACGGAGGGAGUCACUAAAAGGACUCCGGAGAUUGGCCAGGAAGGAUAGCGAUGUUCAAGGCACCUUGUCCCGGGAGUUGUCAUCCUCAAAGCCGGCUGCAAGAGACAGAAAUGCGCCUCUAAGGCAUCGGAGGUUCGAGUUUUCCUGAGCGGAGGGUUUUUGUACGGCAGUUUGAGCUCAAGUGGAAGUGAGCGGGCGUGAGAGGGAGAGACUAUCAUGGCUGACAGAGAAGGGACAAACCUGGAGGACCCUCCCUACAAAAACCUGCUGCUCCUGGGGGCCAUCGCAGCAGCGUCAGCCUUCGUGGUCACCAUCCUCAUCGUCCUUGUCUGCGUGGGGUGUCAAAGAAAAAGCAAGAGCAAGCACCCUUCAGCUGGAGAGAAAGGGACCUCAGUGAACAUGCAGGGAACCCUUCGACACCCUAAACUAAACUCCAUGAGCAAAUCGGAUACCAGGCUGCAUGAGAUCAAUCGCUUCCCCUGCAACGGAAACUCUGUCAGCAAGAGCCGCCCGGCCAGCAUGGACCUCCUGCUGCUCCACAGUCGGCGCUCCCAGACGGACCUGAGGCCCUCCCAAGGGCGCCAGCUUCCGCAGAUCCCCACUAGCCCUCAGGGGUCCAGCCAGGGGGGAGAAGGGGACAUGGGAGGCGAUGGGGGAGGAAGCGAGGCCAGAGACCACACUUACACCGAGGUGGGCCUGCGGAAUAAUCCCACCCCGACCCACGGCCUGGACGACGGGCUGUAUGAGAGCGUCAAUGACACGGGCCCCAAACCGCCCACUGCCCCCCCACCCAUGUCGGCUAACACUCCAGCUUUAGCCAGGGCGGCCCAAAGCCCGCCUGCUCAGGCCAACGGAGCCCGCAACGGGAAUGGAAAUGGUGGCAGAGGGAACGGCGCUAUUAUUAGCACAAUAGCUGCUAGAGGUAACGGGGCAAGCGGGGCUAACAGGUCCCCCCAGUCCUCCGUCAACACCCCGGCCACCCAUGAUGCCACCGCGGCAGAGUAUGCUUCAGUUCGCAAGUUCCGAAAGGUUGAGAAGACAAGCAGAAAGGAAAAUAACGGCGCCGACAGUCAGUCGGACAGCCAAUCGAGCGUCAGCGAUUCGCCCUCGGCAGCUCCUCCACAGCUUCAUCGCAGUCAGGACUUUCCACGCAAACCCUUAGAGCCGUUUCACUUGCACUCCUUCCCUAAGGAGCCAGUGUUUAUGGGAAAUGGCGAGCAGUAUAUCUGGAAGCCACCAGAGGACGAUGAAAUCAUCACCCUGCACCCACCCCCCCACCGCAUAGAGAAUGGACAGGGGCACCCAUUGCCCCCAACCGCAAAAGAGAUCGCAGAUACCUACUCCAUGGUGUGCAAAACCCAGAAGAAAAGAACUCCCAUGGAGAACAACGGAGCAAAGACUCUGCCACGUUCCUUCGGCGGGGAUAAAGGAAAGGGCUGGGGACGAGGCGUUCAGGCCCAGGCGCGUUCCCAGGAGGAGCCGUGCUACCAGCCGACGGGAGACCGGGCCUGGGCGGAGAGCGCACCGGCGGAAUCCAACCCCGCGUACGCUACGCUCGACACUCAUCGUAGACGUGAGCCGGCGGGCACCGGUAACAACACCGGCGGUGGCGCCGCUACGCUGAAGAGGAAAAAACAGCAGGCGCCAUCAGCUGCACCUCAGGGCUCGGCAUCCAACCCUUUGCCCGUUCGAGGCCUGCCUGGAGGAGAUAACUUCUAUGAGAGCAUCAGUGACGUGAAAGGAGGCAAUAGCUCCAGCACCACGACGAUCUUCACCUUCAACGAUGGGAUGGAGAUGUACGUCACCGGCCUGUAACGGCUGACAUGCAGAUACCAACCAGAAGGUUCUUGAGAAGGAUCUUCAUGUCAACUUGUCUUCAAAGGGUUGCGAUACGCAGGUACUAUGUCCUCUUCAGACUAAACGACAAAUUAGUGUUGGCAUCAGGUACAAACAGGGUUUUAAUCCAGGUUCAGACUUUGCUUCACAGGUCUGUAGUUCAGAACCAUCCUCAGCCCAAAAAGGACGAAGGUGUUUUAAUAAACAAAACAGCAAAACUGGAUUAUACACCUUUAAAAAAAAACAUACUCAUGUUUUUGUGAGGCAUCGUUGUCCAUCAUAUCUUUAUUUUUGUAUGAACAAUAUUUCUUUGGUGUGGUUUAACUCACAACUGAAGCACAUUUGAUUACACACACACACACACACAAGUGUGUAUGUACGUAUGUUCAUGCAUGCGUCCUUCAAACCACGGAGAGCUGCAGCAUUGAUGCUUACUAUAUUAGGCGAAGGAGUCCACAGUGCGACGCAUAAACACGAGUGCACGUGUCUCAUCUUCACAGCACUUACGUAACGUAAGCAGAUGGAUGUCACAGAGAUUUUUGGAGCUCAGCUCAACCUAAGCAAACAUCACCAACAGGUUCCCUGUGCACACUGACCUGUUGCCUGGCAGGGAGGGAUGGCGGCUUGUUCAAACAAAGUCAUUUGGAGGACGGCUGACACUCGGGCCGCUGUCCCCGUUUCACAAUGCAACAUCCGUGUGGGGGCGAAAUUCAUGAAUCGUUCAGGUUUCGGAAAACUUUAUUUAUAUUCAUAAUCACAGCAAAUUCCAUAGAAAUUUAGCAAAAUGAGGCAAGCCAGGAAUAUCAGCCAUUGCCAUCCCAUAAUUUAGCACUGGUGUAUUUCAACAAUAUAUUGUUUAGCAUCUUAAUAGCAGAAGGGAUGAAUGACAUUGAGUACAUUGACCGUUAACGGUUAUCAAUGGCAGCCCUCUUAAAGGGAUAGUUGCCAUUUUUUUUACAUGAAGUGAUGUGACACCAGGCUGCACGGUGUUGAGUGGUUAGCAUGCAGGUCUCACACCUAGGAGACCCGACUUCAAUUCCACCCUCACGGUGUGGAGUUUGCAUGUUCUCCCCGUGCAUGCGUGGGUUUUCUCCGGGUACUCCGGUUUCCUCCCACAUUCCAAAAACAUGCUAGGUUAAUUAGCCACUCCAAAUUGUCCAUAGGUAUGAAUGUGAGUGUGAAUGGUUGUUUGUCUAUAUGUGCCCUGUGAUUGGCUGGCCACCAGUCCAGGGUGGACCCCGCCUCUCGCCCCAAGUCAGCUGGGAUAGGCUCCAGCACCCCCGCGACCCUCGUGAUGCUAACCACUCUCCGCCGUGCAGCCCAAAAUCCAAACUGCCCCUUUAAUAUUUGAUCUAUGUUUGUUUUGGUUAACAAUAUAGAAAUCCUCAAUAUAAUUAUGAGAUCAGCUCAGAUUGGACAAACAUCUCUGGAGCUGGAGGCAUGAUGACACAUCUCUCGUCACACACACACACACACAUGCACACACACGCACACACACACACACACACACACAUUCACGCACGCUUGGCAGCGUUUUACAGGGUAAAGCGAUCAGGUCAGGGCUGGUGAGAGUGUUGGGCAAGAGUGAUAUGGGUGACAGAUUUCACAACGCCAGAUUGUUUCCGUGUAAGAAAAAAGACCUUCAGGAAGAAUGCUUUCUUCUAAAAUACAUAUCUCCAAAAAAGAUGAUUUUAUUCCUUUUAAAUGUGAUUUUAUUGUACUAUUGCAUUCUGCAGGAAUGGCUGUCCUCUUUUUUUUUGUAUUAAUGUGCUGUAAAUGUUCUUGGGUUUGAUUCCUGGCUUCAAGUCCAAACCAGUGCUCUCCAUAGUCCUCUACAUUUGAUACUUGGAAUAGCAACAGAAAAUUGGGACUCCAAAGAAAACAAGCAUGGAGUGUCCUUUGGACGAUUGCCCCUCACCCUCUCCUCAGCCUGCUUUCUACCCCCCCCCCCAGCCUCCAUGAUAAACAAUGUAUGUUUCAAGUAGCUUUGGGCAGCAUUAAAAAGAAGGGAUGGUGGACUGAAGAAGACCUUAGAGGCGUAAUAAAUGGGUGCGAGGCCAAUAGGAACGAGAGCGAAGAAGAAUCUCACUGUGAGAGAACCUUGUAAAUGUUGAAAAGGUCAGUAGCAGAAACGAUGAAUGUUGCUGUGUGACAAAUGAUGUAAAAGCAAAUGCACAAAUGUAUUUAAUUGCACUCUUCAUUUUUUUUUCCUCUGCUUUUGGACAAUGGAUAGCUCAUGCCACUGCCAUGAAUCUCGUGUGUGUUGGUGCAAUUUCUUCUGCUUGAUCCAAAAAGUGCAUGCGUUGAUAUAUGGAGAUGAAACAAAUAUCGUGGUACUCUAUUGAUCUCUUGUUUGUACGUCUUUGGUUGUACUUUUUUUGCCAUGUAACGCACAGCAGUGUUUUUCCAAAGCCGUGACUUAAGAGGAGGGGAUGGAAGCCACUGGGAGUUUAGGCCUCCGUGUUUAUCCUCUGCAACGGCGGAGCGAGAAGAAGCGAUACGGGUGGGGGAGGGGGGAGAACUAGCAUGAAGCUUGAUGUGGAUCACUGCAAAUGGACACAGACCCCGUGAACCCUCCUCCUCCUCCUCUUUGGGAUAUGUUCUUGUGCAGGCACAUGUACGCACACUGCAACGUUUAGCCAUGUGCGUUUCCAGUUUAAGCGGAGGAAGCACUUUUUCACCCCUGACUGUACUCCCUCCCCCAGCUGUGUUCACUCCCCAAUACCGGACACAGAGAUGGCUUUCUCUGCUUCACCUCUCUCCCUCGCUGUGCAGGGGGAGGAGCUUCUGACGUCCGCUUCUGAAGGACUCCGGCAGUGUGGAGUGAAGCAGGCCUGGUCUGUAGCAACGAGGCACCGUUGGCCCCAACUACUGUCUGAGAAGGAUGAGGAAUAGCAGUGGAGAUGCCUCCCAGACAAAGCUGGCUUGAAACCACGAUCAUGCCUAAUCCUUUUUUCCUGGCUGUCACUUUGUGUCACAUCGUCACAUUUCCUUUCUCCCAAAACAAAGCACUGAUCUUGAUCUAUUUGUUGUACACCGAUUGAGACUGAUGUUCGCUGCACAAUUAUAGUAGGAAUAUGUAAAUGUGUAAAAUACUGCUGCUGUUCUGAUGUUGUCACAGUGUAAUAUAGAGUAUGCAGUAUGUUUGUCAAGGGGAGGGAAUACAGUGGGAUGAAAACAUUUGGGCACCCCUGGUCAUUUUUGAGAUUUUCCUUUAUAAAUCACUGGUUGUUGGGAUCAGUUUAAUAUAUCAUAUAAUAUAUCAUAUAGCAGACAAAGAAACGGAAAUGAUGUUUAUAGGAUUUACAGAAAGUGUGCAAUAAUUAUUAGUCAGGUGCAUGAAUUUGCGCACCCUUGUUUUUUUUAUUUGAAUACAUUUCUUUGGUAAGCUCGUUGACCCUUGACCUGCAUACAGCCAAUCAUGAGAAAGCGUAUUUAAGGUGGCCAGUUGCAAGUUGCAUCUUCUCUUAAGAGUAGCAACAUGGUAGCCUCAAAACAACUGUCACAUGACCCGAAAGCAAAGAUUGUUCAACAUCAUGGUCUAGGGGCAGGAUACAAAAAGCUAGCUCAGAGAUUUCAGCUGUCAGGUUCCACUCUGAGGAACAUAGGGAAUAAAUGGAAUGGUCCCUUGAGGUAUGCUAAAGCACAUUUGGACAAGCUAGCUUCAUUUUGGAAUAAGGUGCUGUGGACUGAUGGAAAAUGGAGUAAUUUGGACAUAACAAGGUAUGCGGUAUGCAUGGCGGAUGAAGAACACAGCAUUCCAAGACAAACACUUGCUACCCACAGUAACAUUUGGUGGUGGUUCCAUCAUGCUGUGGGGCUGGGUGGCCAGUGCAGGUACUGGACAUCUUGUUCAAGUUGAAGGUGGCAUGGAUUCCAGUCAGUAUCGGCAGAUUCUUGACAACAGUCUUCAAGAAUCAGUGACAAAGAUGAAGUUGCGUCGGGGCUGGAGACCCCCAACAAGACAAUGACCCUAAACACUGCUCAAAUUCUUGAAAAUCUUGAAAAUGACAAGGGGUGCCCAAACUUUUUCACACCAUUGUAUAUGUUUAUCUCAGACACAUUUGUGGAUGCAAAAUGUUUCCUGCUUUCCAUGCACAUACAGAUGUUUUUGUUAACUGUCUUCAGAUAUAAUUAUGGGCCAAUACUGCUGUGACAGCUGUAGCCAAUGUACGUUCUCAAAGCACAGGAUUUACUUGGAAAAGAAUAUAUUAAAAAUAUAUAUAGUGUGACAGUGUGGAUAUGCAAAAGAUUGUAAUGUUUUAUAUUAACCUUCAUAAAAUAUUAAAGUGAGUUUUUACUUUUCUAAUAAAG
Molecule: messenger RNA, 6338 nt
Organism: Doryrhamphus excisus (bluestripe pipefish)
Lineage: Eukaryota; Metazoa; Chordata; Actinopteri; Syngnathiformes; Syngnathidae
Biological process (GO): T cell receptor signaling pathway; negative regulation of T cell activation; intracellular signal transduction
Cellular component (GO): membrane raft; plasma membrane
Source: RefSeq, a predicted model, not a curated record